GAAUAGAGAGAGAACAAAUGAGGAGCGGCAGCGUCACUUGCGUUCUUAGCCAGAAGAAAACGAAGCAAAAAGGAAACUGAUUCCAGAGCGGAAACGGAAUUCCUUCCACCCCGAAUAAAUUCCACAGCCCUCAGUUUUCUCCUCUUUAUUUUUAUCCCUCUUUAGUUCUCUCUUAAUCUUCUUCUGUUAUAUAUCCUAUGUGCUUCUGAUUUUUGUAUCUAUCUCUUUAUUGAAGUGCUGAGGUGGUGUGUUGUUGGAAUAAAUUGUAUUUAUUUGGGGGCAUUUAGGAGGUAUUUGGUGAGAGGAGCGUAGGGAAACAUUGAAUAGUGUGGCGGGGCUUGCUAAAUUGGGAAGGGGAGGUGGAAGCGGAUACAAGCGAAUAUCUUAUCCGAUGCUUGAAUAAAUGGUAUAAGAGAGAGUUCCAUGGUGUGAUUUGUAGAUUAUUACCGUCUUCGCUUCCUUCUUGUUCCAUUCACCAUCUCCACAGGGUCAGAAACAGAGAGAGGUUUCGGAAAGAUAGCUCCUUUCUUUCUGGUACUCAGAAAGUUUGCUCCUUUCUUCUUAUUCUCAUCCGUUCCUCUUCUUGUUCUUCCCAACUUCUGCGCUUUUCUUGAUCUUUUUAUUUUUUAUUUUUUUUGUGGUGAAAUAGAUAGUGAUAUUUUUGUUUGAUUUUAUAUGGAGAGGUGUUGAAUACUGGUAUUUGGAUAGUAAAAUAGAGAAAGAGAGUACAAGAGGGGAAAGGACACCAAAAUAUUAGUAUUAUAAUAAGAAAAGAAUGGCUGCCGAUCGGCGAAGGCACUCCAAUCUUCAGUGCUUCCUCACCCGCACCACCCCUUCCGUGCCGUCGCAUUCUCUCCCAAAGACAUGCAUUCGAGAUCUAAACAGCCUCUGGCACCCAGUCAUCAAGGGCGCGAUGGAGUACUUCACUCUCAAAGACCUCUGGGAUCAGUAUACCGAGUGGAGUGUCUAUGGUGCUGGUGUCCCAGUUGUCCUUAAUAAUGGCGAGACUGUAGUCCAGUACUAUGUACCCUACCUGUCUGCUAUCCAGAUUUACACCAGCAAAUCUCCUGUGGCUUCAAGGAACAUGCUGGAAGAGAGUGAGAGUGAUUCUUGCAGCGAUGACAGUGAGAGUGAGAAGCUGUCUAGGUCAUGGGAUACUGUAUCAGAUGACUCAGUCUUCGACCAGGAUGCUUCAUGGCCUACUAGGGAACACCUAGGUCAUUUGUGCUUUCAUUAUAUUGAGUAUGGUGCUCCUUAUGGAAGACUGCCACUCGCAGACAAGGUGACGGAGCUCGCUCGCACUUAUCCGGGUUUGAUGACCCUCAAGAGUGUGGAACUCUCACCUGCUAGCUGGAUGUCAGUUGCAUGGUAUCCUAUUUAUCAUAUUCCAGCUCGUAGAAAUGUAAAAGAUUUGUCUGCAUGCUUUCUGACCUAUCAUACAAUCUCCUCAGCUUUUCAAGAUAAUGUGACUGGGGAUAUGGAGAAAGAUGUACAAUUUGCUACCGGAAAUGGAAAUGAACUAAAGGAACGGAGCAACUGCAUCACUCUUUCUCCCUUUGGACUGGCCACUUACAAAGUACAGGGCAGUAUCUGGACAAAUCCUGAAUGUGCAGACCAUGAAAGGAUCCGGGACCUCAACAGCGCUGCAGCCUCCUGGUUGAGGCAGCUUGGAGUUCAUCACCAUGACUUCAACUUCUUCACUACUCACUGAUGUAAAUAGUUAUUGUUUCCUUUUUCUUAGUAGGCUGCUACAUGUCGCCAUCAUAUUGCCCUACUAAAGUUUGGAGAAUUCUGUGGAGGGUGAGAACUCUAGCUUCGGAGUAGGUUGCAGGGUUAUGGUGGAACAAAAACGGUGCUUUUUAGUUAAAAAGAGCUAACGGUGCAGAGAACUGAAAGUAGGUUUCGGUUACAUACUUUUCCUUUUCGAGAGAUUAUGAAUUUCUACAUUUUGGCACAUCAAUCUUUUAUUGACAGUUUUUCUUGUUGAAUUUGAGAUAUAGAAAUAAAAAAAAAGGUUUCUUGUA
Elaeis guineensis (African oil palm) is the source of this 2024-nucleotide messenger RNA. The record is from RefSeq and is a predicted model, not a curated record. NCBI's taxonomy places the organism in Eukaryota, Viridiplantae, Streptophyta, Magnoliopsida, Arecales, Arecaceae.